Messenger RNA from Bactrocera tryoni, 1051 nucleotides. Its product is annotated as sodium/potassium-transporting ATPase subunit beta-1-like. Bases 31 to 1029 code for a protein of 332 amino acids. Gene Ontology annotation, biological process: intracellular sodium ion homeostasis; potassium ion import across plasma membrane; intracellular potassium ion homeostasis. Gene Ontology annotation, molecular function: ATPase activator activity. Lineage: Eukaryota; Metazoa; Arthropoda; Insecta; Diptera; Tephritidae. The transcript has a single exon. Gene Ontology annotation, cellular component: sodium:potassium-exchanging ATPase complex. The record is from RefSeq and is a predicted model, not a curated record.
GUUCUUCAAUAUUUUUAAAAUAAAUAAGCUAUGUUUGAGAACUCUGGAACGUAUGUGCUCGUUAAACGAUUUCGACGCGAAAAUGCUGAAAACGCUUUAGCUCUGAUAAGUGGGUCAAAACAAAAAGUCAGCAGCGUUAAGAAACAACCUCCGCAGCGUCCCAAGAAACCUGAAAAGGAAAACGAGGAAAGCAGGAAGAAAACGAAAGAAGCAGUCAAGAAACAAGAUGUGCAAUCGCAUAAUAAAACAGUCAGUGAUACACCGUUUAUAAGGGGAGUGAUCUAUUGGAUAGAAACAAUAUUGUACUAUGCAAUAUUUUAUGCGGGAUUAUCCAUCUUUUUUUACAUUUGCUUUACGAUAUAUAAACUAACGUUGCCAGAGGAUGCUCCGCGAGCAUCGAAAUUGCAGCCUUCCUUAGUUUACUACCCCAACUAUGAAUCCUAUUAUCUUAACCGUAUAUCUUGGAAUGCUUACGAGAAGAAGGACGUCGAACUUAUUGUUACCAAUAUAAAUACCUUUCUAGAAAAAUUUGGUACGCGUCGCGAGUUCGGUAAUUGCAGUGUGAAUGAUUCUUAUGGUUACAAGACUCGUAAUCCGUGUGUAUUCCUGAAAGUUAACCGAAUCGCGGGCUUUCAAGUGGAUCCCAUUGAAAAUGCUCAGGAACUGCAAAGCAGAGAACGUGUUUUAAAAAGAGUCAUUGACAGUCUUUCUCCAGACAAACGUAAGGGACGUCUAUGGAUAUCAUGCAAAUCGAAUUCUUGGGUUAAUAUCGAAUAUUUUCCUCAAUCACGUUCAAUACCCAUGGAGCAAAUAAACACCCAGCAACAACACGCGUAUAAGACAUAUAAUGGCUCCUCUUACUCUCAGGGUAAUUACGACCAUAUUGUAACGAUACAAAUUAUAAAUAUACCACAAGACCAGCUUUUCAAUGUUAAUUGCAAGAUGUUUGCGAAAAAUAUUGAGAAUGAUGACAACAAUAAUCCGUGGAUAGGUGGUGUCAGUUUCGACAUGAUUUUAUUGACAGAUUAGCAUAUAAUAAAAACAUUGGGAA